CCCGCCCUGCGCCCCUAGCUGCAGCCCAGCCACGCAGGGAGGAAGGCAGCGGGCAUCCAUCUCCCCCGCGCCGAGAGCGCGCUGCGGCGACCACUGCACAACGGAGCGCAAAUUUCCCCUCCACCCCUCCUCCUGGGGGCUGGUCUAUCUGCCUGGCUCUGGGAGCAGCUGACCUUACCCUCAGAAGCUUUGUGUCGCUUUCUACAUUUUCUCGCUGAGAUGGGGACGGGAGCCCGGUCCCCCCACCCUCUUUUCCCUCCUCCCGGGGCUCGCCGCUGAGCGCCCACCCCUCCCUCUCUUCCUCGUUCCCUCUCUCCCGCCCUCCUUUCCUCCUCUGCCUCCUCCGCAGCCGGACCAGCUCCCUCCUACAUCUGGCGCCUAGAGACCCUUGGGAUCCCGCACACACUCACUGUCCUGGACCAGCUCCCGACAGAAACCUCCCUGAGGGGCUUGGGUCGCCAGAGCCGCUGUCCUCUGUCCCCUCCAACCCCCCACCCCCCGACGGCUGGGGGGAGAGGGGAGGAGGUCGCGCGCCCCCUCCCCGGCGCCAACUCCCCCUGGCGGUCGCUCCCAUGGGUGUCGCUGGGCCCGCGCCAUGCCUAAGGGGGCGCCGCGAUGGGCCAUGGGGACGAGAGCGAGCUCAUCGUGAUCAAUGUGGGCGGUACGCGCCACCAGACGUACCGCUCGAUGCUGCGCACGCUGCCCGACACGCAGCUCGCCUGGCUGGCGGAGCCCGACGCCCACAGCCAUUUCGACUAUGACCCGCGUGCCGACGUUUUUUUCGACCGCCACCCAGGCGUCUUCGCGCACAUUCUGAACUACUACCGCACCGGCAAGCUGCACUGCCCGGCCGACGUGUGCGGGCCGCUCUACGAAGAGGAGCUGGCCUUUUGGGGCAUCGACGAGACCGACGUGGAGCCCUGCUGCUGGAUGACCUACCGCCAGCACCGGGACGCGGAGGAGGCGCUGGACAGCUUUGGCGGCGCGCCCCUGGACAACAGCGCGGACGACGCGGACGCCGACGGCCCUGGAGAUUCGGGCGACGGAGAGGACGAGCUGGAGAUGACCAAGCGCCUGGCGCUCAGCGACUCCCCGGACGGACGGCCCGGCGGCUUCUGGCGCCGCUGGCAGCCACGCAUCUGGGCGCUCUUUGAGGACCCCUACUCAUCUCGCUAUGCCAGGUAUGUGGCCUUGGCCUCCCUCUUCUUCAUCCUGGUCUCCAUCACCACCUUCUGCCUAGAGACCCACGAGCGCUUCAACCCCAUUGUGAACAAGACGGAGAUCGAGAAUGUUCGGAAUGGCACGCAAGUGCGCUACUACCGGGAAGCAGAGACGGAGGCCUUCCUCACCUACAUCGAGGGCGUCUGCGUGGUCUGGUUCACCUUCGAGUUCCUCAUGCGUGUCGUCUUCUGCCCCAACAAGGUAGAGUUCAUCAAGAACUCGCUCAACAUCAUUGACUUUGUGGCCAUCCUCCCCUUCUACCUGGAGGUGGGCCUCAGCGGCCUGUCCUCUAAGGCUGCCAAGGACGUCCUGGGCUUCCUGCGCGUCGUCCGCUUCGUGCGGAUCCUGCGCAUCUUCAAGCUGACCCGGCAUUUUGUGGGCCUGCGGGUCCUGGGCCACACGCUCCGCGCCAGCACCAACGAGUUCCUACUGCUGAUCAUCUUCCUGGCCCUGGGUGUCCUGAUCUUCGCCACCAUGAUCUACUACGCUGAGAGGAUAGGGGCCCGGCCCAAUGACCCCAGUGCCAGUGAGCACACCCACUUUAAGAACAUCCCCAUUGGCUUCUGGUGGGCCGUGGUCACCAUGACAACACUGGGCUACGGAGACAUGUACCCGCAGACAUGGUCCGGGAUGUUGGUGGGAGCACUGUGUGCACUGGCGGGCGUGCUGACCAUCGCCAUGCCCGUGCCCGUCAUCGUGAACAAUUUCGGGAUGUACUACUCCUUAGCCAUGGCUAAGCAGAAACUACCAAAGAAAAAAAAGAAGCAUAUUCCACGGCCGCCGCAGCUGGGAUCUCCCAAUUAUUGUAAAUCUGUCGUAAACUCUCCACACCACAGUACUCAGAGUGACACAUGCCCGCUGGCCCAGGAAGAAAUUUUAGAAAUUAACAGAGCAGAUUCCAAACUGAAUGGGGAGGUGGCGAAGGCCGCGCUGGCGAACGAAGACUGCCCCCACAUAGACCAGGCCCUCACUCCCGAUGAGGGCCUGCCCUUUACGCGCUCGGGCACCCGCGAGAGAUACGGACCCUGCUUCCUCUUAUCAACUGGGGAGUACACGUGCCCACCUGGUGGAGGAAUGAGAAAGGAUCUUUGCAAAGAAAGCCCUGUCAUUGCUAAGUAUAUGCCGACAGAGGCUGUGAGAGUGACUUGACCAGGCGGCUUGGCCCAGGACACUGGUGGCUAUUAAGCAUCUGGGUGGACCUGCAGCCCCUCCUCACCCUCGGACAGAGUAAAUUCACGCCAUGCAGGUUUGCCGGACGAGUCCGAGUGGCCCAGGCAUUGUACUAGGACGGACGUAGCUUUUUCUACGGCCAAAUGGUAA
Myotis lucifugus (little brown bat) is the source of this 2541-nucleotide messenger RNA. RefSeq names its product potassium voltage-gated channel subfamily C member 1 (gene KCNC1). The record is from RefSeq and is a predicted model, not a curated record. Lineage: Eukaryota; Metazoa; Chordata; Mammalia; Chiroptera; Vespertilionidae. Gene Ontology annotation, molecular function: delayed rectifier potassium channel activity; protein binding. Gene Ontology annotation, biological process: potassium ion transmembrane transport; protein homooligomerization. Gene Ontology annotation, cellular component: neuronal cell body membrane; axon; voltage-gated potassium channel complex.